UUUCUUAUCAAUUCUUCAGUUUUAUCGCCGUUUGUGAAAAGCCCCAAUUUCGCCGUUUGUGAAAAGCCCCAAUUUCGCCCUAAAUCUCCAUAUCCAUCGCAAUUGAUAGCUCGAAUCCAUUUUUGAGGCAUGUCUUUCUUCUUCCUCCUAAUUUCGUUAUUUGUUUCGAUUAUUUGUGAUUUCAAACAGCUUUUGAUUUCGAUAAGGGUCAGAUUUAGUUAUCUGUUUUGUUAGGGUUCGAUUUAUCUAGAUUUAUUUCGUUAUCUGUUUUUUAGGGUUCGAUUAUUUACAGAUUUUGAGAAUGUGGAGUUUCGAAUCCAUCUGUUUUGUUAGGGUUCGAUUAUUUACAGAUUUGACUCAAAAAUAGCUUUUGGAUUUGAGUAUUUGCGCCUUCAUAAACUGAACGAUUUUUUUUUUUUCCCAAGUGUUGGUGAUUGAAAUGUUGGGGAACUGAAGCUUCUCAUUUCUCUGUACUCACACAACAGAGCUGAUCCUGGUUAUAAAAGUGGAGCUUGGAAAUUUGUAAGGGAUGUGUCUGCGGCUUUAGGUGACAUAGAAAUGAUAAUAUGUCCUUGUAAAGACUGUCGUAAUGUAGUACGACAGUUAAACAGUGUUGUGGUUGAGCAUCUUGUAAUAAGAGGGAUGGAUGAGGCAUACAAGGUGCAUAGUGAUUGGUAUCAUCAUGGAGAUGUGAAGUCAGUAGAUGAAUUUCAAAGUAAACCAACUCAGUGGAAUGAGGAAGUUUUUGAGUUAUAUAAAGCUGCUGAAUUUUUUGAUCAAGAGUUGGCUUUUAGAGGUGACUUAGCUGACCAACCUGUGGGCGACUUAAGUGAGAUUGCAGAGGGUGAGGACCAACAAGAGGAUGAGUUCCUUGCAAAGAUCCGGGAUGCUGAAACCCCACUAUACCCUAGCUGUUCAAACCACAGCAAGUUAUCGGCUAUUGUGACUUUGUUUAGGAUUAAGACACAUAAUGGCUGGUCGGAUAAGAGCUUCAAUGAACUGCUUCAGACAUUGCCAAGCAUGUUGCCAGAUGGUAAUGUCUUUCACACAUCAUUGUAUGAUGUCAAGAAAUUUUUAAAGAGCUUUCAUAUGGGAUAUGAAAAGAUCGACGCAUGUGUUAAUGAUUGCUGCCUCUUCAGAAAGAAGUUAAAGAAGCUUGAUAAAUGUCCCAAAUGUAAUGCUUCACGGUGGAAGACUAAUAAGCGGACUAAUGAGGUAAAGAAAGGUGUCCCACAGAAAGUAUUAAGAUAUUUUCCAAUUAUACCAAGGCUGAAGAGAAUGUUCAGAUCAGAGGACAUGGCUAAGGACUUACGGUGGCAUUACACUAACAAGAGCACUGAUGGAAAACUUCGACAUCCAGUAGAUUCUGUUACAUGGGCUCAGAUGAAUGAGAAGUAUCCUUCAUUUGCAGCUGAAGAAAGGAACAUACGGCUUGGGCUGUCCACAGAUGGAUUUAAUCCAUUCAACAUGAAGAAUAGUAAUUAUAGUAGCUGGCCUGUGCUAUUGNAACAACGAAAAAUGUUGAACGUUAUUUCCUUUAUUUUGAACGUUAGCAACAACGAAAAAUGUUGA
This is a messenger RNA of Camelina sativa (false flax), 1572 nucleotides long. The record is from RefSeq and is a predicted model, not a curated record. NCBI's taxonomy places the organism in Eukaryota, Viridiplantae, Streptophyta, Magnoliopsida, Brassicales, Brassicaceae.